ACCAGACCAACGUGGUCCUGUCCCACCUGGAGCGUCCUUGGGAGGAGAGUACCCCAGCGAUAUCUACGACUCUCCGGAUCUCAGCGUCCCUCCGUUUGAGGCACCCCGUUUUGACGCUGAGGCCGAGAUGGUUGAUAGAUUACUUGCACGGUGUGUCGACGUCGUCUUCCUAAACUGCUUCGGGGCCAUUUUCGGGAGAUGGGUGGGCAGAGAUGGCUGCCCCUUGGUGUGCGUAUCCGAGAAUCCAUCUCUGACCAAAAGAUUACCGAGACUGAUUAUUUCUGGCAAAGGGACGAGCCGACCAGCGAUAUAAGUGUGUCUCCGUUGAAGCUCUUUGUGGAUCUCGACACCUUCAUGGACGAGCAAGUUGCCCAGAGCCCGUCUCACCUGCCCACGACCGUGUUUCAGAGCCUCGGGCGAGACGAGCAGCAGAUUGACCGAUGUCUGCGGAGCGCACUGCAUGCCUAUAUCGCCCGGUGGCUCCCGCUCUUCCUGCGCACGGAAUCCGGGGCCCGGCAUUCGGUGCCGCCGUUGGACGAAAUCAGCCGGUCAUGCUGGCGCACGGCGAGGAAGGACAUGCUCAAGGCCAUCAACCUGCCCUCCUACCGCUCGGUGCUGGCGUUGUACCUGUUCGGCCAGACUCCCGUGCCGCUGGGCAUCUCGCCGGAGGAGGAACUGGACGGCAUCAGCGGCGUGGUGUGCAGCAAGACCGCGCUGCUCCACGUCCAACAACUGCGCGAGCGGCAGCGGUGUUGCCAGUUCAACGGCUCGGGAUUCUCGGCCUGGUCGGACGCGUCGCCGGACGCCCACGACAAGAACCCAACCGCCGCCGCGGCCGCCAGCCCGACGACCCAUCUCACGGAGGCGUACCUGAACCUCGAAAGCCGGGCGUACUGGGCGACCGUCACCUGGGACACGUCGGACUCGAUGACGCUCAAUUUCCGAUCGACGCUGUCCUCGGGCCUGAAGGGCGCGUGCACGGAGCCCGUGUGGCAACUGGCCCGCGGGUUCCUGGUCGGGUGGUUCCACGACCGGACGCACGCCUGGCGCCGGCCGGGGUUCCGCGUGUCGUCGGACGUGGCGCCGCAGAUCACGUCGGCGGCGUCGGUGUGCACCAUCUACACGUGGCGGACGAUCGCUAGCCUGAAGGAGGCGCUGAGGGAAGGCGUCGACGAGGCCGGCGUCCAGGUCGGGUGGGCGGCCCUGCUCGACGCCGUCGACGUCUUCACCACCACCGUCCGCCCGAUCCUGCGCAACUGCGAGCGCCAGCUGCACUUCCUGGGCCAGGUCGACCGGCUCCACUGGUACGAGAUCGUGCUGCUGUACCACCUGGGCAUCCUGAUCCUCGCCGACGCCCUCGAGGCCGCCCACCGCUCGGACCUGCUGCGGCAGCUGGAGGCCCUGAGUCUCGCGGCCGAACACGAAUGCUUCAACGUGCUGAAAUUCGGCCUCGAGAGCACGUACACCCUCACGGCGAGCCGCCCACAUCAACGACAACAGCAGCAGCCCUCCUCAGACAGCGCGACUGAAACGGAACUCCCUGCACAGUCGUCGCUGCGGGUGUCGUUCGUCGCAAUCGACCCUUAUCCGCAACACGUGGUCGCGGCGGUCAUGCUGAUGGGCAAGGCCUUCCUGCGGCAGUACUCGCAGGGUUCCAUCACGCACGAGGCAUACUGCCACCUGGCCGCGACCUUGCGCGACGCCCUGUGCCAGCUCCCGCAAAAUUCAAAGGCCGUCCAAUCGGCGAGGGAGAAUUUGCAGAAGCUUUCCGCGGGCUACGAUUCCGCGUCAGAACCUCCCCACGCACUGAGUCCGUGACCGCAGGAGCUUGGAAAGGCCGGGCUGCCAGAGAAGAAAAAGGAGGCGAGGGCCGGACCAGAUCAAAAUCAGCCCAGGUCCAAGAAGGCUUGGGUCUAGAAGUAAGUGUUUCUCUUGGCCAGUCCAAGGAGAAGACCUCGCCUCGUUCGUGAAAGCUCCUUCGGCGACAACUCACGCUUGUCG
Cladophialophora immunda is the source of this 2001-nucleotide messenger RNA. RefSeq lists its product as uncharacterized. NCBI's taxonomy places the organism in Eukaryota, Fungi, Ascomycota, Eurotiomycetes, Chaetothyriales, Herpotrichiellaceae. The transcript is spliced from 2 exons. The record is from RefSeq and is a predicted model, not a curated record. The coding region runs from base 199 to 1818 and encodes 539 amino acids.